Messenger RNA from Ostrea edulis (European flat oyster), 2394 nucleotides. RefSeq lists its product as uncharacterized. The transcript has a single exon. Lineage: Eukaryota; Metazoa; Mollusca; Bivalvia; Ostreida; Ostreidae. Gene Ontology annotation, molecular function: nucleic acid binding. The coding region runs from base 1 to 2394 and encodes 797 amino acids. The record is from RefSeq and is a predicted model, not a curated record. Gene Ontology annotation, biological process: DNA integration.
AUGACUGUAGAUGACGAAUCCAGAAAAUUAUUGACUAUCAAUACUGAAAAGGGAUUGUACAGAUACAACAGAUUAGUAUUUGGUGUGGCCUCAGCGCCAGCCAUGUGGCAGCGCACAAUCGAUACUGUGUUACAAGGGCUGGCCGGGGUAAAAUGUAUAAUGGAUGACAUGAUCAUCACAGGAACGAGUGAAGAAGAACACUUACAAAAUUUGGAAGCAGUACUGCAGAGACUGGAUGACUACAAUUUGCGAGUAAACUUAGAUAAGUGUGAGUUUUUCAGGGAGCGCGUUUCAUAUUGUGGACAUGAAAUCGACAGUGAAGGAUUACACAAAACACAGGCAAAAAUCGAUGCAGUUAUCAAUGCUCCAAAGCCGACACAUGUAUCGGAGUUGCGUUCAUUCCUAGGAAUUGUGAACUAUUAUGCCAGAUUUCUGCCAAAUCUGUCUAGCACAUUAUAUCCGUUACAUCAGCUGUUGUCAAAGGAGAAGAAAUGGGAGUGGACCCCUAAAUGUGAUAGAGCCUUCUUGGAUAUUAAACGAAUGAUAACAUCCGAAGAAGUUCUGACACACUACAAUCCCGAUCAGCCAGUACGAUUAGCUUGUGAUGCUUCGCCAUACGGCAUAGGAUGCGUCUUAUCACAUGUGAUGGAUGAUGGGUCAGAAAGGCCUAUUGCGUAUGCCUCACGAUCACUAUCGGCUGCAGAGAAAAACUAUUCACAGAUUGACCGCGAAGCCUUGGGUAUAGUGUGGGGUGUAAAGCGUUUCAAUACCUAUUUAUAUGGGAGACAUUUUACGUUACUCACCGAUCACAAGCCGUUAGUGUCUAUUUUUCAUCCAGAAAAGGGAAUUUCAACAACUUCAGCUGCACGCAUGCAAAGAUAUGCUUUAUUUCUAUCAGGAUAUGAUUAUGAAAUCAUGUACAAAAAUACUAAAACGCAUGGAAAUGCAGACAGUUUAUCGCGACUGCCAUUAUCCGAAUGUGAAACUUCCGAAGACACUAGUGUUGACAUAAUGUACAUGUCGCAAAUUGAACAGUUACCAAUUACGAGCGCCAAAAUAAAACAGGAAACUGGACGCGACACAGUUUUAUCGCAUGUAUACGAGUCUGUCAUGAAUGGGUGGAUCACAUACAUUAAAUCAGAGGACAAGGACCUGUAUCCGUACUUCAGCCGCAGAGAUGAAUUAGCUGUGCACAACGGAUGUCUUCUAUGGGGUAUGCGUGUGAUAAUUCCACUGAAAUUGAGAAGCCAUGUUCUGAACGAUCUGCAUGUAGGGCAUAUUGGGAUAGCAAAAAUGAAGGCCUUGGCCAGGAGUUUGGUGUGGUGGCCAGGCAUCGACCAAGACAUUGAAAAUAUUUCAAAAUCAUGUGCAGGAUGUAGCGAAUUUAAACGUUCACCACCAUCCGCCCCAGUUCACCCAUGGGAGUGGCCCACUAGCCCAUGGGAGCGUGUUCAUAUUGACUUUGCCGGGCCAUUUUUGAACUCAAUGUUUUUUAUAGCAGUUGACGCCCAUUCAAAGUGGCCGGAAGUGAUCCAAAUGCGCGAAACGACAUCAGAUCUUACUAUUGAUGUGUUGCGAUGCAUAUUCUCUAGAAAUGGAGUGCCGAAAGUCUUAGUGAGUGACAAUGCUGACUUUCAGAAAUUUACCAAAGCCAAUGGCAUAAAACAUGUGACCUCCGCUCCUUACCACCCAAGUUCCAAUGGACUAGCUGAGCGGUUUGUCCAAUCUUUUAAGUCAGCCAUGAAAGCAAGUAAAAAAGACAGCGGAUCUUUACAAACCAAAUUGGCAAAUGUUCUUUUAGCAUACAGAAAUGCUUCACAUGCAACCACGGGAGAGUCUCCUGCAAAACUAUUUCUUGGACGCACUUUAUCAUCUAGACUGGAUUUGGUGAAACCGAACACUGAGCGGGAUGUCAAGAGUAAGCAAUUUGACAUGGCUAACAAAAGAGGAAGUCCACUACGUGCGUUCGAACCAGGAAGGGAGGUGAUUGUAAGAGACUACCGUAAAAACGCAAUAUCAAACUGGGUAUCCGGAACUAUCAGUGAACAAAAUGGCCCAGUCUCAUAUCGUGUAGAAGUGGCACCAGGUCAAACGUGGAGACGACACAUUGAUCAGAUUCAGGAGUUCGCGGCCAACGUCAGUGCAUCAGAUACACCUAUUACAAAUGAUAUCUCUGUAAAUCAGCAAUCCGGUGCUAUUCCCAGGCAGGACUCACAGCUUGAUUCGCGAAGUCAAGAUAUCCGUAUGUCUAGUCAGGAUAGUCAACCACCUAGUCAAGAGGUCAGUACUCCACCUCAGAUUCAGCAAACUGAUCAGCGUUCGGAACCGAGAAGAAAUCCAAGGCGCACAGCUGGUCCGCCAAGUCGUUACAAAGACUUUGUAUCGUGCAAGUGA